GUUAAUUCAGUCUGGUUCAAUGACCGACUGUUCCUCAACACUGGCCGCUUUACUGCCAACUGCAGAUUUUACUGCAUCGCUUGGCAAUUCAGACGAUCACGUCGACGUAUCUUCAUUCACAACAACAUCCGAAAGCACAUCACCUCCAUACAGUAGUUCAGAGCAUCACAGUCCUACAGAUCAGAGAACUGAAACACCAACAUCAGACUCUGGAAAUGCAUCGUUCUCGCCUGAAAAUGUAGCGACAAGCUUCGAAAGUAGCGACCGUGAUGCUUCUCCAGAUAAUCUUUCCACGUCAUCAGCACAUUUGAAUGAUCUUCAAGAGAAAGGUGUUGUGGUAGAUGAAGAACUUCAGAGACAACUUCUUCGAUUUCAUCAAGAUUUCAAAGAAUCAUUAAUGGAAAAUAAUCAAAAUACAAUCAAUAUGAUGUCUGCUGCAUUCAAUCAGCAACUUUUUAAGCAAACUCUUGCCAAUCUGAACACAGUAACUCCACAGCUGCCCGUUAACAUACCGACGGGACUUCCAAUGCCAGCAAGUCCAUGCACAACAGCAGCUUCUGCUCCAAGUGUAGAAUCAACGCCAACAAAAAGAAAACGACAAAGAAGAAAUCCCGUAUGGCCAUAUUUUGAUGUAAUUGAUGGAACUGCACGAUGCAAACAGUGUCUGUAUAGCACUAAAAGUGUAUUCAGUACUAAUUUGAAAGUUCACUUAAGAUCACAUCACAGGCCCGAUUAUGAGAAAGUGAUUAUGGCGGAAGAUGCAUUGAAUUUAAAUGCUUUAUUGCUCAGUGGAAAUACGUCAAAAUUAUUUAAUGUUGAUGCAAAUAGAAAGAGAAUGCCACCAAUGACUUCCAGCAUUUUGAUGACUAUUAAUAAAUUGGCAAAUCAACAACAAAAUGGCGAAGAGAAUCCGCUGAACGCAGUUCUUCGUCAAACAAUUGCCAAUAAUGGAUUACAACAACAUCUUCAAAAUGUUCAAACUCAACUUCAAGCUGCUCAAGCAGCCGUACAGAAGCAACAGCAACAGCAACAACAGCAACAAAUUCAGCAACAACAGCAGCAGCAGCAACAGGGUGCAAUUCCACAGUUUGCAUUGAAUGCAGCCAACUUGGCAGCUUUGAAUCAACUUGCAAGAAAUCAAAUGCAGCCAACUCCACCACCCGUUCCACAAGUGUCUCAAGAUAACAUCAUAAAUACCCUCAAUUUCCCAGCUCACAUCAAACAAGAAAUUAUGAAUGCUCCACAUGGUACUGAUGCCAACGGAGUUCCACAACCAAAACGUCGUCGCCUUCGACGUCAUCCAGUUUGGGUUUAUUUCAAGGAUCUUGAAGAUAGAAUGGUUGGAUGUACAAACUGCGAGUUCAGAACUGGAUCCGCUUUCUCUACAAACUUGAAAAUGCACUUGAAGGCUCAUCACAAGGAUGAUUAUGAGAAAGUUCUUCAAUUGGAAGAAGAAAUGAGAUUAGAAGAAGGAUGUUUUGGACCUGGAAAUAAAUUUAAAACUGAACUUAUCGAUUAUAUCAGAGGUGGAGGUAAUGUGACAACACCACCAACUCCAAACUCUUCAAGUUUCCCAUCAACACCGAAAACACCUCAAUUAGUACAACAAAUUAUUAGUCAAUCAUUCGCAAGAUCUCAAUCACCAAAUGUUAUUCAAAAUGGAGAAAUCAAGAUUAAGAAAGAGUGUGAGGAUGAUAUGUUCAGUGGUCUCUCAUCCACUGACAAACUUGCUGCUCUUGUUGGAAUUGCUGGACAAGAAGUGAAGAAGGAGGAAGCUAUGCCAGCAAACUUUGAAGAGUUCCGCCAACGCCUUCUUGCAAACAGCUCGCUCUCAAGUUUCCUAGGACAGUCUACUGCUCAGCCAAUUGCUGUUGAUCUAAACGGAAGUGUUAUUGCUUCUGAAACUAAGUCACCGUGCUCUUCAAAUGAAGAUGAUCGGAAGCAAGAAAGAGAUAAAGCUUUGGCAAGACUCUGGGCAGACAACGAAACUCUUCUCACAAAUACUCACUUCCGCGAGUUUGUACAUUGCCUUGCUCCAGAAUACGAGAUCCCUGACGUUGAUAUUCUGGCAACUAGCCUUGUGGAUCAAUACUAAACAAUUCUAGAAAAUGAUUCUCCUGUUUCUUUUUUCUCAAUAUUCUCCAUUCCUACACCUAUGUAUGUGCAUUUAUUCGCGUUUUAGAGCUGAAUUCGUUGUUCUUUUUUUCCAUUUAGUAGAUGCAUUCUCGCAUUCAUGUUUUUGGGUCUUUUACGUCUUUCAUCAAACUUUCUUCUCACAUUGCCGCAAUAUUCUGAUAGGAUUCUGUCUCCAUUCUGAUACCUCAUAGCCCCACACACACACCCCCACACCUGAUUUGUACGUGGCCAUUGCUUCCCCUUUUCUAACUUUUAUGUCGGUGAACUUUUCCCCCUUUCUGAAAAUAUUCCACUUCUUUAUUGUCAUCUAAAAGAUUGUCUGGAAUUCAAAAACCCGUGUUUGUAAAAAUGUGACUCCCGAUUCGCGCCGAUUCAUAAGCCCCUCCCUCCCAAACAAUCUUUCCACUUUUUUUGUCUCACUAUUGAAAUCAUUCAAAGAAUUCUUUCACUGCAUGCACCGAGAUCUAUUAAUAAUUAGAAGGAUGCUGUCAUCCCUCUACUGGCACACAUUCCCUCGAAUCUAAUCAAAUCUUUCAUUCAUCAUUCGUCGUUUUUUUUUUCGUUCUUUUUUGUCUGUUCUCAAACAUAUAUAUUUUUUGUGUGUCCUCGAAUGUUCGCCCGAAAAAAUGAACAUUUUUCUAUUGCUCAGGGGGUUUUUUUCAGUAGAGCCAUCAUUGUAAUAUGUAAAAAGUUUUUUUUUCGUAAAUUCGAAUUAUCCUGUAUCAUCCGAUCAAUCGUUUUGCGUGGUGUGACAACAAUAUUUCAAAUUUUUAUUUUCGUUUUGAAGAAAAUAAAAUUUUAAUUGAAUAAACUUUUGAAUC
Molecule: messenger RNA, 2957 nt
Organism: Caenorhabditis elegans
Lineage: Eukaryota; Metazoa; Nematoda; Chromadorea; Rhabditida; Rhabditidae
Gene: gei-13
Product: Gex-3-interacting protein 13
Exons: 10
Coding region: 20-2095 (691 amino acids)
Molecular function (GO): DNA binding
Source: RefSeq, marked reviewed